This is a messenger RNA of Strongyloides ratti, 360 nucleotides long. RefSeq names its product Cytochrome c oxidase subunit 6B1. The transcript has a single exon. Gene Ontology annotation, cellular component: mitochondrion; respiratory chain complex IV. The record is from RefSeq and is a predicted model, not a curated record. Lineage: Eukaryota; Metazoa; Nematoda; Chromadorea; Rhabditida; Strongyloididae. Bases 1 to 360 code for a protein of 119 amino acids.
AUGGCUUCAAAAUUUCCCAUACCUAAAACAAUUGGAGAGAAGUGUAAUGAAAUUAAGGAUGAUCAUGUUCUUCCAGAUCUAGAAUCUAAUGUAUGGUACAACAAGGAACACGAUGAAAAAUUGAAGAAAGACUUCUUUUGGUCUACUCCAUAUGACGCACGUUUUCCACAAAUUCGUAAACAACGUCAAUGUUUUACCUACUACGUUGAUUUUUUCCGUUGUCAAAAUUUGAUGGGUGAAGAUUACGAGCCAUGCAAAUUUUUCCAAAAUGUUUAUAAAGAUUUUUGUCCUAAUUUCUGGGUCGAAAAGUGGGAUGAACUCCGUGAGGAAGGUCGUUUUCCAGCUAAAUUUGAUCGUUAA